Messenger RNA from Phialemonium atrogriseum, 1532 nucleotides. RefSeq lists its product as uncharacterized. The transcript is spliced from 2 exons. NCBI's taxonomy places the organism in Eukaryota, Fungi, Ascomycota, Sordariomycetes, Cephalothecales, Cephalothecaceae. The coding region runs from base 152 to 1213 and encodes 353 amino acids. The record is from RefSeq and is a predicted model, not a curated record.
AUUCGAUACUCCCACCAGUCACUCGUUCUUCAAGCUUGUCCAUCAAUAACUCACCAAAGACUUCUUUGUGUGUGUGUUUUUCUUCACUACCAGACGUCAGGCAUACUCUUUUCUUCCAUCAGGACGAGAAGCAUUUGACAAACCAGACAAGAUGGGCAAGACAACGCACCGUCAGGGGGCCUGGUCUCUCAGGUCCAGCCUCGCCAUGCUGGCUCUGGUCGGCUUCGCGCAAGUCGUCAGUGCCCAGUCUACUACUACUGGUGGCACUACUACAACUGUCGAGCCCUCGACUACCAUCGAGCCCUCUACCACCAUUGAGCCCUCGACCACCAUUGAGCCCUCGACCACCAUCGAGCCCUCUACUACCAUUGAGCCCUCAACCACCAUUGAGCCCUCGACCACCAUUGAGCCCUCGACCACCAUUCUGCCCUCGACCACCAUUCUGCCGUCUACCACUAUUGAGCCCUCCACCACCAUAGAGCCCUCUAGCUCCACCACUGUAGCCACCACCUCGUCCUCCACCACGGAGCACUCCACCACGGAGCACUCCACCACGGAGCUUUCGUCUACCACUGUCUCGAGCUCCACCACCUCUCCUCCAACCAUCAUCCCCUCCUCCGUCCCCGCGGACGUGGCCUUGAUCUUCGAAGUCGUCCGCAACAGCGUGCUGCGCCGGGACCGCUACACCAAGCGCCAGGCUCUCGGUGGUUUCGUCGGCGACGCGGGCCCGGUCAACCCGGCCAUCUGCACCUUCGCGACCGUCUUCCACAUCAUUGGCGGCCGGCUCGAGAGCGGAGGUCAGUUCGUCUCCACCGACCUCGGCGUCCCGUACGAGCCGUUCCGCACCAGCGCCCUCCUCGGCGACAUCAGCACCGUCUUUGGCCUCGGACCCGGCAGGUCGCUCAUCUGGGCCAACCUCGACUUCGCCAACGGCGAGGCCGGCUUCUGCCAGGACGACGAUGGACAGGUCUUCAUUGUCUUUAAUGGCCUGCCGCCGCCAUUUGCCUGCUUCCCGGUUACCCUCAUUGCGUAUCCUGCUUCUGACUGCGUCAAUGGCGAGAUCGUCAACCCUGUCGUCCCCCCGAACAACGGCAGCCUCAUCCUCGGGCCGGGCACCUACUCGUUCCCCGUCACUGGCGAUCCCUCCGCCGCCGCCAUCUGCGUUACUGCUACUGAGUCGUGGAUCCAGGGCCAGACUACCCUCCUCCCGUAAGGUAGGAAAUGGUGUCUAUGUCCUGAGCGUGAAGAUUUGCCGCCAAAUCAUGUUUUUAUCUUCACUGCGGCGGGGAAGAGAACUACCCUCGGCAUCGAGUUAUAUCUAUAGGAGCCUACCAGCAUGUCAACUGUACUGGCGGAUGGGUGCGAGGUAGUUUUAUUUUUCUUGGUUUCUUGCCAUCGGCUUUUUAAUGGUGCGGAUUGGAGUCUUUAAUGUCAGGGGCUGGCUGGCGCGGAGAGAGGCCUUAAUACUCACUAGCCCCAUGUGAUGUGGUAGAGUUAAUAAACUUGGUGUUUCUGGAUUUUCAAAAACAAAU